Molecule: messenger RNA, 6304 nt
Organism: Nilaparvata lugens (brown planthopper)
Lineage: Eukaryota; Metazoa; Arthropoda; Insecta; Hemiptera; Delphacidae
Product: E3 ubiquitin-protein ligase TRIM37
Exons: 17
Coding region: 290-3286 (998 amino acids)
Biological process (GO): negative regulation of centriole replication; protein autoubiquitination
Cellular component (GO): aggresome; peroxisome
Molecular function (GO): zinc ion binding; tumor necrosis factor receptor binding; ubiquitin protein ligase activity
Source: RefSeq, a predicted model, not a curated record
ACAUUUUGACAGAUGUUAGAUGUUGUCUGGUCUGGUUCUUACUUUUUUGGUAGUGUUUCACUUUGUAGAAAGGCGAUUUAUUUUGAAGAUGUAAGAAAUCUACCUACUGAAAUUUUCCAUGCAUUAGAAUUUUCAAAUUGUUUAAAAAAUUUCCUAGUAUUUUUAGAUCAUUUGAUAAUUGAUCAUUUGAUAGAAAUCUGAAUAUUUUACUGAUUCCAUGUAUGUAGGACACAUUUAAAAUUUAUUCUUGUUCAGAAAGAAAGACUCAUGAUGUCUGUUAUUAUCUAACAUGGCUACAAAGAAAAAAUUAAACAAGAUGGAUGAUGACCAUAGUGUUGAGACGCUGGCGGAGGUGUUCCGCUGCUUCAUCUGCAUGGAGAAGCUUCGCGACGCACACCUUUGUCCGCACUGUUCUAAGCUGUGCUGCUACGUGUGCAUCAGACGGUGGCUGACCGAGCAGCGGUCGCAAUGUCCACACUGUCGUGCGUCGCUGCACCUCCACGAGUUGGUCAACUGUCGCUGGGUCGAGGAGGUCACUCAGCAGCUCGACUCGCUGCAGGCCAGCGCUAGGCCGCCGAAUACCGACAACGACAGAUGCCUGGCGCACCAGGAGAAACUGUCAGUGUACUGCUGGACAUGCCGCCUGUGCAUUUGCCACGGGUGCGCGCUGUGGGGGGGCCGCCACUCGGGCCACACCUUCAAGCCGCUGGAUGAGGUCUACGAGCAGCACCGCACGCAGAUACGCGACGAGGCCGCCCAGUUGCGCAGGCGCCUCAUCGAGCUUGUCAGUCUCAGCCAGGAUGUGGAGCGUAACGUGGAAUCAGUUCGCGUGGCGAAGGACGAGCGCGUGCGCGAAAUCCGUAACGCGGUGGAGCUGAUGAUCGCGCGACUUGACGCGCAGCUGAAGGCCAAACUGCUGGUGCUGAUGGGCCAGAAGUCGAGUCUAAUCCAGGAGACGGAACAGCUGGAGGCGCUACUGCAGGACAUCGACCAGCACCUCCACAAGUGCGCCAAGUCCGAGCUCAUUGGCCAGUCGGCUUCGCUUCUGCGCAUGAUCCACCACCUGCGCAAGAAGCCCAUGGCCAGCUUUGUCACUGCGCCUGUGCCCGCCGACUUUCACAGUGAAAUAGUGCCGGGCUACGACUCGAGCACGUUUGUGAUGAGUGGCUUCACCCAGCUGCAGCACAAAGCCGACCCGGUCUACUCGACGCCACUGCAUGUGAAUGGCCUCUGCUGGCGACUCAAGGUCUACCCGGACGGCAACGGUGUCGUCAGGGGCAACUACCUGUCUGUCUUUCUCGAGCUCACCUCUGGUCUGCCCGACACUUCCAAGUACGAGUAUAGGGUUGAAAUGAUGCAUCAGGGCUCGCAGGACGCCAGCAAGAACAUUGUUCGCGAAUUCGCUUCGGACUUUGAGAUUGGAGAGUGCUGGGGCUACAACCGCUUCUUUCGCCUAGAUCUGUUGGCCAGUGAAGGAUACUUGAACACUGAGAGAGAUACUCUGAUGUUGAGAUUUCAGGUACGACCACCGACCUUCUUCCAGCGUUGUCGCGAUCAACAAUGGUACAUCAACCAGCUGCACGCCAUUCAGAAUCAACACAUGCAACAACUCAUGGAACUCAAGCAGAAAGUAGCGAUGGAUUAUUCGUUAUUGCGAGCUGUGAGGUGCCAGACGGCGCCUGACUCGGAAUGUGAAGAGCGGAUGCCAUUAUUCGACCUGCCGCAGCUCUCUUUCUCACCAGAAAGAUCGAGCGGAGACGUAGUGGCUAGCGAUAACGCGAGCAGCACCAGCACCAGUGUUGCAUCUCAAGUGGCGGCUGCCAAAGCGAGUGCCUGCAAGCGAUGCACGGUGGCUGCUCCAGCGGGGGUGGUUGCACCUGGAGGUGGCAUGUCCCGCGCUACUGCUGCCGCCUCCGUCACCGCCCCCGAGACGGCCAGCAGCAGCGGAGGCAGUUCGUCGGAGAGCGACGAGGACACCGAUGUCGAGCACGCCAGUCACAACGAGGAGUGCAGUCAUCUUAUCAGAUCGAGCAACGCGACAAUAAUGGAAGACAACAGCAACGACGAGAAUGACGUGGAUGACGAGACUAUGUUCGGCGACAAUGAUGUCGAGCUCUCCAUGGCGCAGCAGAUGUUCCUGCAGGACCUCAACAUCGACCCCGACACGGACGCCGACAUCAAGGCCUACGCGCUCGAGUACCUCGAGGACGAGAUCAUGCUCAUGCAUCUGUUCGGCGCACAAGGCUCGGGCAAACGGCUCGGCUCAAGUGGGGACACGGCCUCCCCUGCCCCCUCUUCCCCCCGCCCUCCUCUGGCGGUCGGUGGACUCGGCUCAACAAGUCGCGACAGCAGUAGGACGAGACAAAGAGUGAAUCUGGCCAGUAAUACACCGGUUGAUCCUUACAACUGUGAUUUCAACUCUUCGAGCCGAUCGGCCAGCAACGAAAACGUGUUGAGCAGUGAGGUGCUGAGCGGCGACGGAGCACGCCCGGUCCGCGCAUGCGCAGCAUCGACGAGCCUAGCGGCGCAGGUGGCUGCCUCCAAGCAACUGAGCGUCACCAAGGCGUUCGGCUGGCUUAUGAACACCACUGCUGCCAACUCACCACACAAAAAUAUCCCACCCAGUCCCCGUCGGCAUCGGCCCUUCUCCCCACCACCACCCCUCACUUGUCCCACCUCGCCCACCAAGCUGGUUGACUCCGGUACUGCUUCUAGUGCCGCGACGGGUACUGCUUCUAGCUCCUCCACCGCUUCUAGUUCCUACUGGCGCCGCCGACAGCGCAGCCGUCUGGAAAAUAUGCUGCAGCAGAUGCAGUUGAAUUCCGCGCGGUCUGACGAGUAUGAGCCCGUGUCUGUGACCUGGGAUGCAUUGGUUCCAGUCUCAUUGAGUAGUUCCAACGUUUUACAACAGGACAAGUUGGAGGGAAGUGGAGUUGCGGGUAUGGAUCAGUAUGGAGCAGGGGGCAGCAGUCUGCCUCCAUCCACGCCAUUUGUGUGCUGGACCAACACGCCGAGCAGUCUCGACUGUCAGACCAACACUACCAACUCUUCCUCUGCCUCCGCCUCCGCCCCGGCACUCAUGUCAUCCGGCUUGCCGCCUCCAAAGGCUUCUGCCAGCGCCGUCGCCAGUCAACAAGUUGUCAGUGGCAGCUCAUUACAGUCAAGCAGUUCGAAAAGUGAGCCACCGGAAAAAGACUCAUCUAAUAAUGGCGGAGUGGAGGCAGCCGAUUCAUCCCAACCUCACGCUACUACUGACAGUGUCUCACCGGAAGGAGGACCACUUUAAUGCUAUUUAGCUCUAGUUGAGAAGUAAUAUUUAUUAAAAUCCAUCACAUAUCACAAGGCUUUUCUCUAAAACUUCUCUUAAUGUGCAGUAAUAUCCUAUUGUUUGGUUGUGUUAGCACGUAAAUAAAACUAUUAAUAAAACUUUCAAAUUCACAAACAAUUAGCUGUGAUAGAAUAUAGCAACUAUAUUCUAAAGAAUACAUUCUAAAAAUUUUGGUUCAAUUAAACAAUAGUAAGCUUAGCAAAUAGUAUUAUACAUGUUGUUUGGAUAAUAGAAUCUUUCUGACAAAUUUUAUUAAUUUUAUUUCAAAUAGCUUUACAUGACUUAAGGUUUUAUGGAUUACCUAUUUAUCGAUAGUUUAUUGCUCUAGCAAAUGUAUCUGGGGUAGUUUGAAGUAGAAAAGCUGUAAACCUUACAUAGUAUUAACAAAAAUCUGAUGAUAGAUUGAGUUGUGACUAAAAUGUUAGUGGUAUAUUACUUGUGAACAAUCUCUUCAUAGAAGUAUCUAAUCUUGACAAUAAUAUUUACAGAUUAGUCAAAUUCUGCAUCGUCCUAGAUGAAUAAGAUUGUCUUGUGUUGUACGUCAUAUAGGUUGAUGAUUUAAUAAUUUUAAAAUAGUUUCAAUAAUUUUAAUAAUUAUUGUAUUGUUUUAUUUUUAUCAAGAAACAUCUGAAAAGUGCAUUUUAAAUAAAUACACUAGAGUAUCAUUUGUUCACUAUUUGAUUAUAUUUAUUGUAACAGUUUGCAAAAACUAUUGAAAACAAUCAGUAUUUUUCUUCUAAGUUGAAAAUCACAUUUUCACGUAAAAAUAAAUUAAAAUUUAAUUUAAUUAGUGAGCCUGUAUUGGAACAAUUUAAAUAAAGUUGUUGAAAUUGCAUAAUCAUUUAGGUCUUUCUGGUACUAAAUUAUAAGUAUAAGUGAUGUUACAUAUAAAUACAUACAAAUAUUCUAAAUCGAAUCUUUCUAGGCUGAUCACAAUUUAUCAUGGGAUCAAAGAUAUAUAUGAAUCACAAUUUAUUGUUCAAACCAUCUCUGAGUGUAACAUUAUUUUCAUAAUUUUUAACCGAGAUUUGAUAGUUUUCAUGACAUAUUAUCUUUGUCAUCCACAUCAGAAAAUUUGAGUGAUUUUAUUUUAUACUUUCUACUGUCUCCCAACUAAACUCAUAAACUUUACGAAUUGCGUCUUUUAUUAAUAAAACGAAACUUCAGUUGUUAUUAUACAAGACUUGAUGUUAGUCCAUUUUCAAUUUAUGUUAUAGGAGAAUAAUGGAUUUUCAUUUCACGUAAAGCAGUUUUUGAACUAUAAUUUUCCUACACAGUAUUAAUUGACGUUGGCAAUAAUAUUAUGUACAAUGUCAAUUGGAAAGCUGGUUGAAUGGUACAAAUAAUUGCCUUAAAAUUCAUUGUUAUUAAUUUAUGAAAUAACUACAACUCUACUAGAUUCAUCAAAGCUUACUAUAUUGUAGCAAAUUAGCAUAUCAAAUCAAUUCAUAAUAUUUUCGUGUUUACCUCUUUACGAUAAUAGCAAUUAGAUGUAUAAAUUUUAGUCUCUAUUAAAAUUCACCACUGUGCAUUCCUAUUGAUGCUUAUUGUCUAAAAAAUUGACUAAGAAACUAGUUUGUUGCAUUUAAUAAUAUUAUUAUUGAUUAGGCUGAAUACCUGCUUUUUACUUGUAUAGAGUCUGCGGGUUGGUUAUCGGAAUAGAUUAAGUUAUAUGCAAUAGUUCAUAUUCAAACAUGUUUUUAUAUUAGUCAAGUUAAGCAUUUAUUUAAUAUUAUUUUAUUUUUAUUAGAAGAUUGCUCAAACAAGUGAUAAUUUCAACUUCCACCUCCGAUUUCGUAGUGCAGAAUUGGUUGAAAAGAUUGCAUAGAAUGACUUCGGAACACUAACUUAAUGUUACCCAUCAGAUUAUGCUGUAUGAGGACUUGCAAAACUUCACCCCAUCCCAGUAAACUAGAAAUUUGUCCAAAAGCCUGGUGACGACAUUGCAUCAUGGUCUCCGAGUGGCCAAUACUUUGUACAAACUGACCUUUUCUUUUUAACUAGUCUUCAUCAUCAUUUUCAGAAAAACUUAGUCAAGAAUGACGUUCAGACUGAUUGUAAUCUUUUCUUCAAGUCAUUAGUGAUUUUCUUCAAGUCAUAAAUAUAUAUGCAGUCCAAUUUCACUUUCUAAUAGACUUAACAUGUUCGAUAACAAUUCGAUGACAUGAAAUUUAUUGUGUUGUUCGUGAAGAUUGUCAAUUCUAUUACAAGUCUAUCAAUGCAUUUUUAUGACAUCAAAUUGAACCAGGCCACUUGUUGGUUUAAGCUUGAGAGUUAAUUUUCUUGCGCCACUGGUGCAACUCUUUACUACAUAGAUAAAUUCUUCAGCUGAAAUCUCACUAAAAGUGUAGAGAAAAAGAGUAGAGGGUUCAUCCCCAUAUAGAUAGAUGAAGCCGGGAUUUUGAACCAUCAUUGGUGACACUAUUAUGACUAUAGAACGUGAAUCUACUUGAAAAUAUAUGUUUUUUAACAGUGAGACCUAUAGCGCCCCUCAUUUUUGUAUUGACCUCUCAAUUAUAUCCUGUUUUAUCACGUACCUUUGCUUUCCAAUGGUCCUUUUUAAAAAAUAAUCCAAUAAAACAUUUCUUUGAUACAUCCCUUUUCAUAUCGAACUACGUGUGUCGUUUUAGAAUAAAUAAUGGUUCACAUAAAUUAGUAAUCACAAGUUUCAAGAUGUUAUUUUAUUUAUUAGAUUUUAAGUUUUAUGAAUCUCAAGGUAUAUAUUCUGUUAUUUUUCUCUAUGAUCGUAUUUUAUUAUUUUAAUCUAGUCCUUCGUUUCUUUUAUUUUCAAUAAAAGCGAAAGUUUUAUUUUCAAUAUUCUUAUCUUAGGAACGUUAUGAAGCAUUCCACUUUUGUUGAUUAUUUUAAUAUGUUGUGAUCAAUUACUAGUGAUAUAUCUAUUAUUUUCGAUUGUGGAACAAUUAAUGCAAUUCAGUGUUGUACUGUAUGCUGAAAUAAAAUUUAGAUUAGCAAAAA